AUGGUCAAAGUUCUCGCAGUUCUCUACGACGGUGGUCAACACGCCAAGGACGUCCCUGAGCUUCUCGGAGCCAGUGAGAACGAGCUCGGUUUGAGGAAAUGGCUUGAGGACCAGGGUCACACUCUCAUUACCACUUCUGAUAAGGAGGGUCCCAACUCUGUCUUCGAGCGCGAGUUGGUUGAUGCUGAGAUCAUCAUCACUACUCCUUUCCACCCUGGAUACUUGACCGCCGACCGUCUUGCUAAGGCUAAGAACCUCAAGCUUGCCGUCACCGCUGGGAUCGGAUCUGACCACGUUGACCUCAAUGUUGCCAACAAGACCAACGGCGGUAUCACCGUCGCUGAGGUUACUGGAUCCAACGUUGUCUCCGUUGCUGAGCACGUUGUCAUGACCAUCCUCGCUCUUGUCCGCAACUUUGUUCCUGCACACGAGCAGAUCCAAGCCGGUGAAUGGGAUGUUGCCGCUGUCGCCAAGGAUGAGUAUGACCUUGAGGACAAGGUUGUCGGAACUGUCGGUGUUGGCAGAAUUGGAGAGCGUGUCUUGAGACGUCUUCAAGGAUUUGAGUGCAAGGAGCUCUUGUACUACGAUUACCAGCCUCUGUCUCCUGAGCUCGAGAAGGCUCUUGGUGCCCGCCGUGUGGACACCCUUGAGGAGCUCGUUGCCCAGUGCGACGUUGUCACCAUCAACUGCCCUCUCCACGAGAGCACCAAGGGUCUCUUCAACAAGGAGCUCAUCUCCAAGAUGAAGAAGGGCUCAUGGCUCGUCAACACCGCCCGUGGUGCUAUCGUCGUCAAGGAGGACGUCGCUGAGGCUCUCACCAGCGGACAUCUCCGCGGAUACGGUGGUGACGUUUGGUUCCCUCAGCCCGCCCCCAAGGACCACCCCCUGCGCUACGCCAAGAACCCCUUCGGCGGUGGAAACGCUAUGGUUCCCCACAUGUCUGGUACCUCCAUCGAUGCUCAGAAGAGAUACGCUGCUGGUACCAAGGCCAUCAUCCAGAGCUACCUUUCUGGAAAGCAUGAUUACCGUCCCGAGGACUUGAUCGUCUACAAUGGUGACUACGCCACUAGGUCUUACGGACUGAGGGACAAGAAAUAA
Messenger RNA from Morchella importuna, 1098 nucleotides. RefSeq lists its product as uncharacterized. NCBI's taxonomy places the organism in Eukaryota, Fungi, Ascomycota, Pezizomycetes, Pezizales, Morchellaceae. Bases 1 to 1098 code for a protein of 365 amino acids. The record is from RefSeq and is a predicted model, not a curated record. Gene Ontology annotation, cellular component: cytosol. Gene Ontology annotation, molecular function: oxidoreductase activity, acting on the CH-OH group of donors, NAD or NADP as acceptor; NAD binding; formate dehydrogenase (NAD+) activity. The transcript has 5 exons.